AUGCGCCUGCUCCCUCCAAUUGCUCUUCGACGACUGUCCCGGGUCCUGGCUGGCCCUGCCCCGAGGACUUUCGUCUCGUCGGCUACACGGCGCAAUGUCCAACCUUCCCCGAGAACGCCUCCGGCUGGCAAAGCGCCCCCGGCCGGUGGACCACGUAGCCAGCUGCCCUCGAUUCCCGAAGUUGGAAGCGAAGAAAUUAUUGUCCGCGAUGGCAAGGAGGUGGUUCUCAGAACGUUCCAGCAUCCAAGGUCCAGUCUCGGCAAAUCGCAAAUGACCACUUUGGAACAUACCUUACCCGCCAGAGCUCAUCUCCAUGAGACCCAAUUGUCUCUGGCUAGAGACACGGAACGGCCUUUCUAUCUCCCAUAUUACUACCUCCGUGACCUGUGCAAAUGUCCGCAAUGCGUGGAUCCGCACUCGAAUCAGCGCUCGUUUCGCACACACGAUAUACAUACAAGUAUUCACCCACGGCGAGUGACUUGGGAUGGCAAGGAUCUGGAGAUUCAGUGGAACAACGAUAUUGACGGAUAUGAGCGAGAGCAUACGUCUCGCUGGCCAUAUCGCUAUCUCCGGGACCCCAUUAACAACACCCACGACAGCACCCACCCCAACAUGAAACGCUUUCUUUGGAAUGCGGCGGAUAUGGAAAAGUAUCAACAUUGGAUAUCAUAUGAAGACUACAUGCACAGCAACAAAAAAUUCACGCGCGCCAUGAAGAGUUUGUCCUCUCUGGGUCUAAUCUUUGUCAAGGAUAUCCCUUCGUCACGCGAGAUGGUGGAAAAAAUUGCCACGCGCAUGGGCCCACUGCGGAAUUCAUUUUACGGAUCGACAUGGGAUGUGCGUACUGUGCCACAGGCAAAGAACGUGGCCUAUACCAACCAGCACCUCGGCUUCCACAUGGAUCUUCUGUACAUGAAUGAGCCACCGGCCUACCAGCUCUUGCACUGCUUGGAGAACUCAUGUGAAGGCGGCGAGUCACUGUUUGCGGACGCCUUCAAUGUCGCAGACAGGAUGAAGAGAGAGUUAUACCGGGAUUACAAAGUCCUCUUAAUGAAGAAGGUUGGCUAUGAGUAUGUGCACGAGGACUCAAUCUACCACAACACAUGGCCUGUAUUCGAACGGGACCCAAUAACAAAGCAUUUGCGGAACGUUAACUAUUCGCCGCCUUUCCAAUCCGCAAUUCCCACCUCGGAACGCCCGGACGGUCGCGGACAAACCCUCGAGGGAUUCAGUCCGUUCAAGCGAGCCAUGACCCGCUUCACGCAGGACCUUGAAUCCAAGGAGUCUGUGUUUCAAUUGAAGCUCAACCCUGGCGAGUGCGCCAUCUUUGCCAAUCGUCGAGUCGUCCAUGCGCGCAAUAAAUUCAAUACUACGAACGGUUCACGCUGGCUCGCCGGUGCCUAUGUCGACGAAGAUGCGAUGCUGUCUCGCUUUGCUGUCUGCAGGAAGAAUGAUUUGGACGCCUGGAUUCAAAGUGAUCCACGGGUUAUCAACGACCUAAUGCCUCACAAGGCUCGGAAGAGGUCGAGCGAUUGA
Messenger RNA from Penicillium cinerascens, 1536 nucleotides. Its product is annotated as putative Gamma-butyrobetaine hydroxylase subfamily. The coding region runs from base 1 to 1536 and encodes 511 amino acids. Gene Ontology annotation, biological process: carnitine biosynthetic process. Gene Ontology annotation, cellular component: mitochondrion. NCBI's taxonomy places the organism in Eukaryota, Fungi, Ascomycota, Eurotiomycetes, Eurotiales, Aspergillaceae. The record is from RefSeq and is a predicted model, not a curated record. Gene Ontology annotation, molecular function: oxidoreductase activity. The transcript has a single exon.